Rhagoletis zephyria (snowberry fruit fly) is the source of this 2458-nucleotide messenger RNA. RefSeq names its product GATA zinc finger domain-containing protein 10-like. NCBI's taxonomy places the organism in Eukaryota, Metazoa, Arthropoda, Insecta, Diptera, Tephritidae. The record is from RefSeq and is a predicted model, not a curated record.
UACUGACAAAAUCAAGCCAGCGCUGUGAUAAGCGUAAAUAGCAGGACAUUGUUACCUACAUACCUGCCCAAUCACGCUGAUAGUAAACAUAUUUACAAACAUACACACAAUCAGAUAAGCAAUUGCUGUAUGUCUGCCCAUCUGAUUAAAACUUUGACGAAAAAUCAACAAUUGUAAAAUCGUUAAGUGUGCGAAUACAUAAAAAUAGUUACAGAAUCUAACUAAAUCGCCAUUAAAAUCACGUUCUUACUAACUGGGCGUGCUCACAACGACAACGUCAACAAAACAACAGCAAUAACAGUUGCGCGACAGCAACAGUUACAACAAAAAUUACCGCAGAGUAAACAACAUAAGUGUAUUGAAGUAAACUUUAUCAAAUUAACAAAUACAAAGUUGAAUACAAAAUACAAAGCCAAAAAGUUAAACACACACUAGCAGUGCAAAGAUUACGCGAGCGACUAUGUGUAUAGUGUUGAAUUAUUAACAAAGCCAAAAACUCAAGUCAGAAAGUAAACGAGCGUUGCGCGAGUUGGAAAUAUUUUCCAUACCACUUGUUCGGAGAAUACAGUUCGUGUAUCAAUUUUCACAAGUGAUCGUACAAUUAACUUGAAAUUUGUUAAAUAUAAAAAAAAUAUUUUAAUAAAUACAUACAUACAUACAUAGAUCUUAAAGAAUAAUACAGACAAAAGUUUUAAUAACUAAAUAAAACGUAUUAAACUCGUUUAUUCGGUGUUUUUUAGUCGUCCCAUGCGAGAUAAGUCAAUGCGCCGUCAUGUUUUCAAGCAUUUGACUAGACGCGAAUAGCGAUAAGCGCCUUAUUGCCGUCUAAUUACAGUGUUAAAUUGCUGUAACGCCUACGCUAGAAACAACAUUGCGAAAACUACCAGUUCAAUAUACCGAAAGACACAGUUUUUGAAUCCAGCAAUUGUGAUAAAACAAACUUGCAUAUAAAUAAAUGGAGAAGUCUAAUCACAAAGAACUCCGAUUCCAUACCAAUGAGCACCAAGUGAGUUACAUGUAUCUGAUAAACAAAAUGCUGCUGAAAAUCGAGAAUACCCUACUGCGAAGCCAUCGACAACGCGAAACCACUGGAAUAAAGGAGCUAUACAAUUCCUUUUUCGUAUUAUUUUAAACAAUCUAGCCGAAAAUACCUUAAACUGUUUUAGUCAAACAGCAUUCAGUGUCAAAAUAAAAUAUUUAGCCAACAUAGCAAGUUUGUUACUAGUUUGUGUUACAAAGUUAUAUGCACAUAUUUACUGUUAAAAAAAAAUAAUCAAAAAAACACAAAAAAAAUAAAAAAUAAAUAAAAAUGAAAUAAAAAAGAGGGACGCAAAAUUAAAUUUGGUUGUUAGUAAAAGCAAGUAAUUUCUCUGAAAGUGUACCUCGAAAUUGCCAUAUUAAAGCAAAACAAAAUAGCCAUAAUUAUUUUAAGAUAUGUGUGAUUAAAAAAUCUCAAAGCAGUUAUCAUUUUGAGUCUAUAAGCAGUGACGUCGCUCGUCAGAAGUUGACCCUCCUAGCUGCUACCAAGCAAUUCAGUUUUUUGUCGCGUCGGAAAGAAAUAACAACAACGUAACUAAGCGGAAAUAUAUAUCUUCUGGGUUUUUAUCGAUAUAUCACGUUAGUCCGAUUUGAAAAUCUCGUCUUAAAUUAACAGUUUUUCUACGAGUGUGCGUGCGUGAGUUGAUAUCCUUAGGAUACCUACAAUACCGAAUGGCGCUUUCGCUGCUCUCACAUCAGCAGCAGCCAAAUUAUUUCGAUUUGCAAACAUUAUUCGAUCCAUACCCAUUGCAACAACAACAUCAACAAUCACCUUCCCACCUGCAGCAACAACAACAGUAUCAUCAUCAGCAGCACAUCCAGCAACAGCAGCAGCAACAACAAGAUUUAACGGCGCUCAAAAGCACCAGUAUCAGCGCUGUGGCAUCGAAAAUCAAUCCGACGACGGGAAUAACUAAUUUUUGCGCGGAUCAAAUGGAAUACGCAGCCAGCAAUCUUCACCAGAAUCACAACCAUUAUCAGCAACAGCAGAAUAACAAUAGUAGCGACAACAAUAACAACAGUGGUGUCAGUUCCAUAAGUAAUAAUAGCAGAAAAAUUAGUGGCAUUGCACCUACAAAUAAUAACAGUCAGAUAUUGCACAAAACAAAUCGAUUUUAUACAAACGGCUACUCACAUCACCAAAUAGCGUCGGAUUAUGUAAUUACGUUUGUAGACUCUCCGCCGAACUCUGAGGAAUCGUGGACAGACGAACAAUCCAAAGAAACGCCUGGACCCCAAAUUAUAGACGUACAGACAAUUUAUUCAAAUAGUGGUUCACGAAAGAGACGAAUGGAUUGGGAUCCAUUGGAUAUCGGUCAAAGUGGAACCACAACUGCAGCUCAGUCUGGAGAAUUAGCUAAUAAAAUUCCACUUCAGGAGAAGGAAAAACAAAAAAAGGAGAAAACGGCCGGUGAUGGCA